UAACCGUCACAGUUUUAUUUUUGGACUUUCUCUCAAAAGCUUAAUAAACAGAGUAAAGCUUGAUUAGCAGCAACAGCGCCAAUGGAAGGCGCGGUGACACCGGAAGGGGGGCGGCGCACCACGCGAGCCGCGCUCGCCGAGAUCCCGGGCUUCUUGGACCGGCUGCGGGUGACUCCGCUGCAGACCCUCACCAACACAAGGGACCUGUCGCCAGCGCUGCCUGCAGGCUACCUCAGUCCGGCUCCGUCACCCGACGAGCAACUUAUACAGCAGAGAGGUCGCAAGCGACUGCCAGUAACGUGGUCUCCAGAGAUCGACAUAAAACGCAACUCUUCCUUCCACUCCUCCGUUCGUACUCCCCCUAAAAUCACACCAGGACGUGUUUCCCCUCCCAAACUAGGAGUCACGUUACGAUCCACACCGCGCAAGCGUCUGCUAAUGGGAGAAACCGAGAGAAUCCCAUUAACACCAGAGAAAAUCGACUUCAGCGACAUUAGCACGCCACAGAAGUUCAAAUUAAACAAUCAAGAAUGCUCAAUCAAGAAUACUCCACCCAUGAAGAGGUCGAGAGUUGAAAAGGUUUUGGACAUUGAGUACAGAGGCCCAAUUGACACAGCUCUUAAGGGUUUGAGUCCCACGCAACUGAUACACAUCAUAAAGAACAUAACUUACAAACAUCCUGAGGUUGAACAAGAGCUAAGAAGGGAAAUGCCUCUACCGGACUUAAGUCCGUUGGACGAGAAACUGUCAUAUCUGAAGUCUAACAUCUUCAAAAGUCUGCCUACAUCGCGCCUCACAUCAAAGACUGACUCCCCAGCGUAUUCCAGGGUGUCCACACACUUGGCAGCAUUUAAGAAAUGCGUCAUUGAUCAGGGAAAAGUUCUUGUGGAAUCCCAGCAUUGGGAAUCCGUAUUGCACUACGUCUUCCUCUCGUGGAACUACGUGAAAUCGACUCCGGUUUGGGACAAUCAGCCCCACAACGCUCACAGGAAACAGUGUUUCAAAGCGUUGACGAACUUCUGUUUGACGGCCUUAAAGAAAGGAAACUUCGAGAAAGACUUGCUGAUCGACGUUCAAGAUAAACUGCAGGAAAUGAUCUGUGACAGCGACGAGCUACAUUCCUGCUUGAAAAUUGUCCAGGGACAACUUUGAUGCCGUACUUUUUUGUCACCUUGUUCAAAUAACAGAACGAAAAUUUUAAAACCCGAUUAUCUACUAAUCGACUAUCUAAUAAGAUAAAUUCAUUAACAUCUAAGAACAAUACAAUAAUUGUAAUUAGUACAUAAAUGUGUGUAAGUCAUUUUUAUUACUGAAUGACUUUUAAAUCAUUCGAUUUCAAGAGACAUGUAACAAGUGAUUUGAUGUGCCUUUAUCUUUAAAAAUUUGUUAUGUAACAAGAAUAAUUGUAUUUGAAAGUAGAAAUAAAUAACAUAGCAAACUGUUUGAAAUGUAAACAAUGUGAAGUAAAUGUUGUAAAUCUAUAUUAUUCAUAUACAAGUUUGAAUUAAACUAUUGAAAUUAUUCUUAAUUCAUACAUGUCAUAAACAAUUCGGAUGAGUACGUGUUUAUCUGUAGCGUUCUGAAAGAAAAUUGGCAGAUUCACAUUGUAAGCUUUAAAUAAAAAAACAAUAACAUUAAAUAUAAAAAGUAUUUAAAAGGAACAUAUGAAUUUAUCAGUUUUUCAUCAAUCAAAUAUUCGCGUCAUUCAAACGAAUCAUUUAACAAAAUUUCCACCAACCGUUUUCUGUACCUCAAUAUUAUUGACUGAUUAGAAAAGAAUCAAAAUGUAUUUUUUUGAUAGUAUAAUUUCGUCGUCUUCCAUAAUAAUAUGGAGUAUUUUAAUAAUAAGUUUGAUUCUUUUCAUAGCUGUGAACUAGCCAAAAUGUAGGAUUAAGACAAACAUAUUGUAAGCUAUUUGCCAGUUUUUUUAAAUGUUUAAUAUCGUUUUGGCCAUUCAUACAUAUAAAAUGAUCCUAUUUUGUCACUGUUAACUCAAACUUGGUUUUUUGAAGUUUAAUUCAAAUUUAUUGAUUACAUUCGUUCACUAUUUUAAGUGGAUGAUUUUGUGUUAAUUCUUAAAAUAUCUUAUAAUCUUUUAUCACAAAAUUUUGCCUAGAAUUUUAACUUAUACUUUUUUAGUACUCAAAUCAGUUUUUCCAAUAACGAUACCCUUUUUAUUUUUAUUGGCAAGACUGCAUCGACAGAGCUUUUUUCUAAGUAUUUUUGGAUUAUACUGUAAUUAAAAAAAAAAAAAAAUUGAAUUAACUCUUUAUUGUUGUAGUAAUAUCGAUUUGAAAAACAAUGAAUGUUGUCAUCAACAAAUAAAACUUAGUACACAUUAUCUUGGACAAAUUGGUCUCAUUUUAGUUCGCAACGAAGAUUUGGUCAAUCAUUUAUAUCAAAAUGUGUAUUACGUAAGGUUUUUUCUUGUUACUCUCAGAUCUGUUCUCACAUUAAACACCUGUGCCUUAGUAGAAAGUAAUAGCAGAGCAAAUGCCAUUACUUUUAACUUUUACGUGUUUGUAACUCUGUAAUUUUAGAAGUGUAC
Molecule: messenger RNA, 2548 nt
Organism: Bombyx mandarina (wild silkworm)
Lineage: Eukaryota; Metazoa; Arthropoda; Insecta; Lepidoptera; Bombycidae
Biological process (GO): nuclear protein quality control by the ubiquitin-proteasome system; proteasome localization
Cellular component (GO): nuclear membrane; nucleus
Molecular function (GO): proteasome binding
Source: RefSeq, a predicted model, not a curated record